CUUUUGCGGUCUAUCGGUUGCUUCGCUAUUCUUUCACGUAAACGGUAACGUAAAAUGGCGAAUUGGAAUUGUUAUUUACUUGCGCGCAGUAUAACGAAAUAAUUUUGGUACGAACUAAGAAGUAUUUGUUGCUGUCGAAUUUGGAAUUGUAUAUUUACUUCAUCUUGCACAAACGACUGUUUUAUUGAGCAGAUACUCUAAUUCGUUGCUCUACAGAUAUGAUAUUGAUGGACUGGUGUAAUCCUGUAUAGUAGUGAUAUUAAUCAAUUUAAUAGUAAACUGCAUUGACUGAUAAAAGAUCAUAUUUGCAAGCAGUUAAGUCUCGAAUAAUAUGGCACAGUAUUAUAAUUUUGUGACCAAUGCCAGUGGUACAUUAACGCUUGAAGAAGUAGAGAGAAUAUGUUCUCUAGAUGGGCGAAGUGUUCAAUUAGUUGUUGAAGACGUAAAUAACAGUGGUAAUGGUUCUCAGCAAUUUUUGACUUACACCACUGCAUCGCAAAACAGCGGUCAAGCAAUAUUUUCGCAGCAAAUUAACUUAGGGAAUCAAGUCUCUGCAACGCAAUUGGAACAAGGGUUCUAAGGCUUUGGUAGGUUGUAAUAAUGAUGGGCAACAAAUACAAUGGAUAAAAAUGCAGGAAAAUAAUGUUACACUAAAUGCAGUUUCUAAACAGAAUCCAUUAAUAUCUGACAAAACUCAGACUGCCAAUUUAAAUGAGAAUCAAAAUAAUACUUCCUCCCAAAAUCUUCUACAUGGACAUUGUGAAUUAUCAUCAUUAAAUACUGGGAUUAUAAAAAGGAAACCGCUUAGGCUAUAUCAAAACAGAAAUCGUCAUUCAACAAACAGUAUACAAACUGGACCCUCAUCUACUCUUGAUAGAGUGAAUGUAACAAGUAAUAUUGGACCUCAACUACAAAACGCUAAUGUGUCAAAUAUCAGAGCAUCUAUACCAUCAUUUUGUAAUAAAUCAAUCAGUGCUGUUGGGCAAAAUGUGACCCCACUUUCAACACAAGUACAUAAUUCUUUGAGUACAGUGCAUAUAAGACCUCAAACUCCCGCAUUAAUGCAAAAAAAUUCUCUGAAACCUCCACAAUCUAAGAUGGAGCAAACGAGAUUAAAACAAAUGCAAAGUGAUCAAAGGUUACAAGGAAAUAAUCUGCAACGACUAUCAAACACUACAUCACAAUUAGCACAAGGUUCAUUAAAUACACAGCGGCAACAUACAGUUGUGAAUGCAGCACAUCAAAGACAACAAACGACAACACAAUCACAAUUCCAAAAACAGUCGGCUUUAACACAAAAAACGCAAUAUGAACAAUCAUCUAUCACAUCUCCAUCUCAAAACGUACAAAGUAUGGAUGUUGAAUCAUCAGAUUCCUUAGUCGUAGAACAAUCGAACCAGCAAAAUUUUUCGUCACAAACUGAUUCAGAAAACAGUUCUUCUGAAAGUAUCGCUUAUCUUCAACAAGUUAUCGAUAAUCCAACGAAUACUAUAGUUCAGCACCAAAUACAGGGCAAUACUGCGAAAAUGUUAGUGACAUUUGUUAAUGGUGAACAGAGAUUAAUUACGUUUGACAUACCAAAUGAGGAUUGUACGGUUCAAGAUUUACUGGAGCAGGCAAACAUUAUAUAUUGUGGAUCAACAACUGUUUCUUUAGUUUCUGAUCCUACUUUGGGUAUAAACUACAUUGUGGAUACUAGAUCCUCUGCAAUCACAGCACUACAUGACACAACUGAAAAUGAUAGUUCACAGGAAAACUCAGCUGCUAGUUUAGAUAAUUCUCAUAUUUCACCGGAUGAAAAUAGCAACCCUAUCCAGCAAAAUGAGGAGCCUAUGUGCAUUGAGGGAAUGCUUGCUGUCUGUUCACACUGUGGCUUCAGUUCAAUCGACUUCAAUCGGUGUUUACGGUGUAAAAGAAAAUUACCCAAGGAUGUGAAGUCUAUACCCAUGACAAUGGGUAUACAUGAAAAGAAGGAGACCAUGCUAUCAGUCGAUACAUUUUAUAAAAAAAACAAUGAAAGAAAUUCAUCAGCAAAAUUGGAGAAAUUAGAACGUGACGGAUCUGUUUAUAAACGAGGAAGGGGGAGAGGGAGAGGUGGUUCAAGACCAAGGCCUAUGCAUAAAGAGCCAGAAUGUUUGACAAUUUCAUCGGAUGAAGAAGAGGAAGGAAAAAAUAAAUCAUCGGAGGGCUCUAAUAACAGUACAUUUUCACAUAUUACAAGUAAUAGUUUUACUGAAGAAAUGGACACCAUUCUUGAAAAGGAACCAGUAAUUACAAACAAUUCUAUUUCUAGCACAAGUGCAGAUUAUGCUAUGGAUAGUGAAGAUGUAACAAAAGAUAAUUCUGUUUCAUCUCCUCAUACCUCUGUGUUGUGUCGAACUGUAAGGAUAGGCUCUUAUAAAUAUGUUCCUCGAGAGAGAGUUUUAAUCUCUCAAAGCGGUGUCAGAUUUGGUAUACCAUUAUUGGAAGAUGAUACAACCUUUGUGACAUUAGAAGUUAAAUUACAAGAUCUUGUAAAAGUACUCAUUCAUUUUGGGAAAUCAAUGCCAGUGCUCUUCUUUUAUACGUCUACCAACACUGGUGCUAUGAUACGUGAAUUACUAGGAAUGCAAGAUCCCAAAGGACCAUACUAUGAUCCCGCAGGAAAAGAUCAUACACAUAAGCGGAUAACUUUACUGCCUGAGAAAUUAUCCGAGGAAUCGAAAGUUGUGCUUAAAAACUUAUUUUCGCGGAAAGGAUUGCUAGAAGAAUUAAGUUCGAAAGAAGCAAAUGAUAUCCUUGUACGAGCAUCACCAAAAGAUAGUUCACAAAUUCAAAGUUUAUCGAGGAGAGACAGUCAACCAUCUUCAUUAAAUAAUUCCAACACUAAUGGCGGGAUACAGACAAUAACUGUAUAUCCUCCACCACCUGCAAAGGGUGGUAUAGCCAUUAAUACUGAAGAUUAUUUGUGUCUCGGUGAAGACCAGUUUUUAAAUGAUGUUAUUAUAGAUUUCUAUCUGAAAUAUUUGACAUUGGAAGUUUUAUCACAGAGUGAUCAGCAAAAAACACAUGUAUUUAGUUCAUACUUUUAUAAACGAUUGACAAGUCCACAUACGCAAGCUGUUGAAAGUAAUGUUCCUCUUUCACCUGCUGCAAAAAGACAUGUAAGGGUGCAAAAAUGGUCAAAAAAUGUAAACAUAUUUGAGAAAGACUUUGUUAUAAUUCCUAUAAAUGAGCAUGCCCACUGGUUCUUGGCUAUUAUUUGUUUUCCUGGAUUGGUGGGCGAAGUCUCUACAAAUCGUACCCAUUCCUCGGAAAACAAUAUUCGUAAGACUGUACAGAGAAGUAAAAAGUUAAAAGAAGUAAAACUAGAAGCUGUUACGAUUGGAAGCACUACUUUGGCACCUGUGACGACGACUAUAACUAUAGAUCAACCUGAUGAUGGUUCUGAGAGAGAUGAAGCAGAAGGUGACGAUGACGAGAUGGAAAUGGAGAGCGAAGAAGAUGACGAAUCUGAAAAUGCCGAUGCUAAAAGUCAUUCAUUAAAAAUAGAACAAAAUGUAUCACAAGAGAAAGAUACUAUUAAAGUGCCGUGCAUAUUAAUAUUUGAUUCUCUUGCGGGAGCAAGUAGAGCACGAGUGGUAGCUACAUUAAGGGAUUAUUUGAGUUGCGAAUAUGUUGCAAAAAUGGGAAGCGAGAAAGUAUUUUCAAAGGAUACUAUUAAAGGAGCAUCGUUGAAAGUUCCUCAGCAAUCAAAUUUUACUGAUUGCGGCUUAUAUGUAUUACAAUAUGUGGAGAGCUUCUUUAAAAAUCCCAUUAAAGAUUAUACAUUACCAAUUAAGACGUUGAAAAAUUGGUUUGAAGAAAUAACUGUGACCCGGAAAAGGGAAGAACUUUCGAAACUAUUAAUUACAUUGACGAAUGCAACCAAAGGGGACAAAAAUAUUACUAUACCUAUCGUAAACUUUCCAACACAAGAUGGUAAAUUAAAAACUAAGGCUGAAAAUCACGUUGAUAUAAAGUCCAUAAAGUCCGAUGUAGAAGAUAAAAAAAAGACUACGUUAGAUGGCGAAAGUCGUGUUAGUAACAAUAUGCCAAAUCAAACAGAAAAUAUUGAACCAACUAAUGAAGUAAUUAGUAGGACUACUUAUCGGAUCAUUCCUUAUUCUCCAUGUACAAGUUCCAGUUCAACUGAAAGUGUUUCAUCAGAACUGUUUACAGAAUGUAAAACAUCUCAUCCGAGAUCGUCAAGUGAAAUGAUGUCAUAUUUAAAAUCGAAACGAAUUCCCAGGUUAAUGUUAAAAACAGAGAAUCAGGACGACUCGCAAGCGGCCAAAAAGCACAAAGGAGAGUCUUUUGAUUCUUGUAAAUAAAGUUUACUUUCUUUUUUAUAAUGAUAAAAAUUGAAGUUAACCCACAUUCAUAAACAAACAUGGAAUCAUUUACUUAUGUAAUAAAUGUAGUUAAUACUUCGUAAAAUGAAUAAAAACAUUCAAUCAUAA
This is a messenger RNA of Megalopta genalis, 4481 nucleotides long. The record is from RefSeq and is a predicted model, not a curated record. Lineage: Eukaryota; Metazoa; Arthropoda; Insecta; Hymenoptera; Halictidae.